AUGAAAACCAACCUAUUCUCCCUCGCAUUUGCCUUGGCAUUGGCCGAUGCCUAUCAAGUCCGAGAUUACUCAUCGUGGUCACCUGCAGGACCAAACGAUUAUCGCGGUCCUUGCCCAAUGAUGAACACCUUGGCCAACCAUGGCUUUCUCCCUCAUGACGGAAGAAACAUUACCAAAGCCAACGCCGUCGCCGCGCUCGGUAAUGGCAUCAACUUUGAUCCUGAUCUAGCGUCAUUGAUGUGGGAGCAAGCCGUCAUUGCCAACCCGCAGCCCAAUGCCACCUUUUUCACCCUCGACCAUCUGAAUCGACACAAUGUUCUCGAGCAUGACGCAAGCAUGAGUCGUUCUGACGCCUUCUUUGGCAACAAUCAUGUCUUUAAUCAGACCAUCUUCGACACGACCCGAGUCUAUUGGACCAAUGAAGUCCUCACGGCCCAAAUGCUAGCUGAUGGCAAGCUGGCGCGGCAGAUCACUUCCAGGUCGCAAAACCCAAACUAUACAUUUACCGAGACUACCGAGCACUUUAGUCUGGGAGAGGUCGCUGCACCCAUCAUUGUCUUUGGUGACAUGGCUGCCGGAACGGUCAAUCGUACUUGGGUCGAGUACUUUUUUGAGAAUGAACGACUGCCCUCUUCGCUGGGUUGGACAAAGAAGCAAGAGCCCGUCACGCUGGUGAAUGUAACUGGCGUCACUGACAUGAUCGAUGCCAAGACCCAUCUCACCACCCCCUGA
Messenger RNA from Pestalotiopsis fici W106-1, 732 nucleotides. RefSeq lists its product as uncharacterized. Gene Ontology annotation, molecular function: peroxidase activity. Lineage: Eukaryota; Fungi; Ascomycota; Sordariomycetes; Amphisphaeriales; Sporocadaceae. The transcript has 5 exons. The record is from RefSeq and is a predicted model, not a curated record. The coding region runs from base 1 to 732 and encodes 243 amino acids.